Molecule: messenger RNA, 5556 nt
Organism: Drosophila pseudoobscura
Lineage: Eukaryota; Metazoa; Arthropoda; Insecta; Diptera; Drosophilidae
Exons: 8
Coding region: 317-4894 (1525 amino acids)
Cellular component (GO): nucleus
Source: RefSeq, a predicted model, not a curated record
AUUUUGGUAUAUAGUUCUGAGGGUCGGACGGUAUCGUUAUAAUAUGAAUCCGCGGUCACACUGAUCUAGAACGAAAAACGCAAAUUUUAUUCCUUGAAAACAAUGGACCUGGACCGCAAAAUUUGCGAACAAAUGCUCACCCACACAUGAGCAAGUGCGUGUAAAUCGUAAAGAAUACGUAAGAUAAAACCACGGCUAGCUGAGUGGCGUCACGUAGGCGACGGUCCUAGCUGAUCGAUAUUCACACACGUACACACACACACAGCCAUCCCGCAAAAAACACACCGUAGUACGGGGGGCAAACACACACACCGCCAUGGAAAACUCAUUAGGUGGAGGCGAAAAUAAUGUAGAACCCGCCGCUACCGCCCCGGCCCCGGCCGCUGCCGUCGCAAACGUUGCCGCAGUUGAAUUGUUGGGUGUCAGUUGCAAGGGCAAUGGGGCGGCGAUAAGCAAAGAUUCGACACCGCCAAUAACAAUGGAGACGUCGCCGAUGAUGAUUUUGAUGCCGCAACAAAUCGAAUCUGUAAACAAAACGGCUUCGGUGGAAAACAACGCAGAAGACGACAACACCCGCGGAAAUGCCAAUGAGCCACUCGCCGCUAGCACAAAUACAUCCGCAGUGGCCGCACCAAUACAGCAGCAGCAGCAACAACAACAAGAACAACAACAGCAGCAGUCACAAGAGACGCCGCAGCUAGAGCCAGAAUUGUUGUCAGGCGAUGGGAAUGCAAAUGCCACAGAAACAGCAGCAGAAGCAGCAGCAGCCACAGUAUUACCAACGGAUGACAAAACAGCAGAGCGCAAUCACAAAAAGAAGAAAAAAGAUAAGGAGCGCGAACGGGAUGAAGAUAAGAGUCGGCGCAAUAGCAGCAGCAACAGCAUCAGCAAUAGCAAUAGUUCCAGCAGCGGCAACAAGGAUCGAGAUCGGGAUCGUAGGCGUGAAAGCGAAAGCAGCUUGAAAUCAGCCUCCUCUUCCACCAACGAUCACAAAUCUGGCUCUUCACGUGGCAAGGACAAAAAGUAUCAUAGAAGCGAUCGGGAUCGAGAACGGGACAAGGACAGAGACAGAGAGCGGGACCGCGACAGGGAGAAGGUCCCAUCAUCAUCAUCCAGUUCCUCGUCACAUUCGCACCGACGCCGCAGCUCGGACAGCAGUCGCAGCAGCAAUACCAGUUCCAGCAAGAUACCGAAAGAUCAGGACGCGGUGCUUCAGCAGGCCGUUGUGGCCGUUCUAGAGCAGCAAAUCAACGUGGAGACACCAAUCAAAGCGGAGGAAGGCAUAAAGCAAAUCAAAGUGGAGCCAGUCGUAGCAUCAGCAGCAGGAGUGGCAGCUGCUCCUCCCAAGGCAGAGCCAGUACUUAGUAGCCACAUCAAAAACGAAUUGGAUAUCAAAAAGGAGGCCAGCAGUGUUAAGGCGAAGCCAUUAAUGAAUGGCGAUGCAACAGCGACCAAAACACGUGAAGAGAUCACACGGCAGCUGAACUUUAGCGCCAGCAGCAAGCCCUGGAAGAGCUCCACCUCCUCUUCCGUACUGAUGCCUUCGCCGGCGGCCAAGACCUCAUCCUCGUCGACCAACAGCAGCAACAGCAGCAAUAAUCAUUCCUCGAGCCUUAACAGCAGCCGCAAAUCGUCCUCCUCCUACUCCUCCUCGUCUUCUUCCAGCAGCAACCAUCACAAAAGCUCGUCUUCGUCGUCAUCCUCCUCGUCCUCCCGUCAUUCAUCGUCGUCCUCGCGCGACUGUUCCAAGUGCUACAAGCGCUCCAAAAUACGUCGCACCAGCGUUGGCGUACAAUGUGUGCCUCAGGCGCCAGCUGCUGGACCCUGGCAGACGGUCCAGAGCCUGCCACCGACGCCCAAUCGCAAAGCACCCGCUGGCUUGGAAAAUCUCAAAUACGGCUGCUACUUUCAGGUGGAGCAGUACCCGAAUGGUGGCGCCUCCAUUGUCCAUCUGUAUCAGCACGAAAUCGAUGAUCUCUCGGCGAACGAAAUGGAGGAGCUGGUGGAUGAGUUCUUUAGUGUUUGCUUCGCCGAGGACGAGCAGGGCUAUGCGCAUCAUGUGAUGGGCAUUGUGCACGACGCUGCACGGUAUAUACCCGAUCUGCUAGAGCAUAUGGCUGAGAACUAUUCCACGCUGACGGUAAAGGCGGGCGUCUUGGGACGCAAUUCGGACAUUGAGACCUGCACGAUGGCACAGUACAAUGAACAGGUGGUUCGUAACUAUUGCCAGGGCACUUUCCGCUAUGGACCGCUGCAUCAGAUCAGUCUUGUGGGCAAAGUGCAUGAGGAGGUCGGCGGUUAUUUCCCUGAUCUUCUGGGACGCAUCGAAAUGAAUCCAUUUCUGCGAAAGACCAUGCCCUGGGCUUGUAAUUCCAUACUGCAAACGGAUCCGCGUCAGUCGAACGAUGGACCCAUUCUAUGGAUACGCGCUGGGGAGCAGCUGGUGCCCACAGCGGAACUGAAUAGCAAGACGCCUCUCAAGAGACAGAGGACGCGCAUCAAUGAGUUGCGAAACUUGCAGUAUCUUCCACGUUUGUCGGAGGCGCGUGAGACCAUGAUUGAGGAUCGGACCAAGGCGCAUGCCGAUCAUGUGGGACAUGGACACGAGCGUAUCACAACUGCAGCUGUUGGCAUUCUAAAAGCCGUUCACUGUGGACAAUCCUACACACAGAAUCGCAUCACCAAGGAUGUGGUUGCCUUUGCCGCUCAGGACUUCAACACAAUGGUGGAGAUGCUGCAGUUGGAUCUGCACGAGCCGCCCAUCUCUCAGUGCGUGCAGUGGAUCGAGGAUGCCAAGCUGAAUCAGCUGCGACGCGAGGGCAUUCGCUAUGCCCGUAUCCAGCUCUGCGACAAUGACAUUUACUUUCUGCCGCGCAACAUCAUCCAUCAGUUCCGCACGGUGACGGCCGUGACAAGCGUUGCUUGGCAUCUGCGCCUCCGUCAGUAUUAUCCCGGCCAGGAGGUAAUCAACGAACAAAAUAAUCCUGUGCUAGCCGAGACACCGCAUUACAAGGAGAAACAAACCAUUUUACCCCAUCCCAUUGGUCACGACGAUUGUGGCAAGAAGACCCCUUCGAAGCGUGGCCACGAUGGCGGCAAGAUGGCCAAGAAGAAGCUAAUCGAUCUGGAUGGCAAGGAGCGUCGCUCGAGUGAGAGCAGCAUGGAUGAUGCUGGCAAUGCGUCGCCACGACAGAGCCACCAGGAUAACAGCAGCAACAGCAGCAGCCCGAAUAUCAACAGCAGCGGCAGUGGCAGUGGCAGUAACACGCCAAAAAAGAAGCCCAGCAAAGAAGACUCCAAGAUAGACAUGAGGAAAAUGGUCUUGGAGCACAAAUACAAGCUCACAAAGGCGGGUGCCACAGUACUCGAGGCGAGUCAAGACAAAGAGAAGCCCAAAAAGGUGAAGGAAAAGGCGUCCAGCAAGUCGGACAAGGAGAAGGACAAAGAUAAGGAGAAGGAAAAGGAAAAAGAAAAAGAGAAAGAGAAGGAUCGACGCAGUGAGCACACAACCAAAAAGCAACACCAAUCAUCGUCGCCAACGUCUUCGCCGACACCAGCUAAAAUGCCACGACUGACCAGCAGCAAUUCAGCAGCUACUGCUGCAGCUACCGUUCCAGCUGCCACUCCUGCCCCAUCUCUGCCUUCAAAUGCCAAUGUGGCAGGACUGCCGCCGCCAUUAGUGCCUCAGACACCCUUCACCCAUCGCGAAGCCUACGUCAACAGCCUGAAUCAAAAGGAACCCGAGAUCAAAAUCGAAGUGAAAAUUGUUUCGGACGAGCCAACGACCAGUCGAAGUGAUAUGAUCAUGAAUAGCAGUACCUCCUCCAUUGAGCCGCCGAUGCCUGCACUUCUGCCAACAGAUUCCACAGAUCCUGUGGAGAAUGUGGGCAAUGAGUUGGUUGUCGAGAGCACACCCCAAUUAGUGGUCGAUCACGAGGAGGAGGUAACGGAGGUGUGUGCUGAGGAAAUUGUGGAAAUGGAUAUAACCGUGCCUGAAGAAUCUGCUCCACCCGCUCCCAAUCUAAUUGCUGCUAUGCCAUCGCUUGUAGUAGCUCCAAUUAUCCCUCCUGCGUCGGCUCCCGCUCCUGCUGCUGGUAUGCCGCAACUCAAAGUUGCUCCAGCAACUAAUCUUAAUCCUGCUGCUGCUAUGCCGCCACUAAAAGUUGCUCCAGCAACUAAUCUUAAUUCAACGCCUACUCCUAUUCCCACACCACUAGCUGUUACACUGCCACCACUAACAGCUGGUCCUCCACUUCCCACCCUGAGUCCAGCGCCCACUGGUCCUCCACUUCCCACCCUGAGUCCAGCACCCACUGGUCCUCCACUUCCCACCCUAAGUCCAGCACCCACUGGCUCUCCACUUCCCACCCUGAGUCCAGCGCCCAGUGCUCCUCAAAUUGUUAAAGUCGUUAUACCCGCCACACUGGCGCCUUUCGGCAGGAUGUCGGUGGUUUUACCCACGCUAACAGCAGCACCGCCAUUGCCUCCAAUGCCACCCCUACGGGCAGCUGUACCACCGCCGCCUCCACCCUCCAGCACCACAGGAACAGCAGUUGGAACAGCAGUGGGAACAGCAACAGCAACCCCGAUGAAGACCACCUACAAGACAUUCAGUCUGCCCUCACACAAAAUCAUCAUUGCAGGGCCCGCCACUGGGCACAGUCGGGUGGCCACAAACCACAAGGGAAUGCCCAAGACACCCGUGGAUCUGCUGGGCUCCAUAAUGGCCAGUAUGGACAAGCCGGCCGCCGGGGGCAGCUCCUCCGUCAGCAUCAAUCAAUCAUCAUCAUCCCUGCCCUCAUCGACAUCUACAACAUCCUCAUCGGCAACAACGAAUAGCUCGCUCUCCUCCUACACAACUUCGAGCAGCAGCAGCAGCAGCCACAGCUAUUGAGUGCGUGUCGGUGUGGGAGCAGAGCGGGUGAGCUGAGAAGAGGCUCCUACUUGGACUUUCUUUAGUGUACAUUUUCGAUAUUUGCCUCGGGAUUCCGUUUAACGGAAUCCGAGCCGGACAUUUUUUUUUUUUUUUGCUGUUUUUUAAAGUCGGGGAAUUCUGUACCGAAUCUGAUUCCCCCACCUUGUAUAUAGCAAAAGGCUUCAAAAUACAAACACAUACAAUACACCCUAUAUUUGAUAAUGAAAACAAACAAAAAACAACAACAACCAGUAGAAUUAAGCUCAAAAUGCGACAUUUGAGAUAGAGAUGUAGUUUUCUAAUUUAUUUACACCACACGACACGCAUGCACUCUUUAGAUACAACAAUUGAACAGUUUUUAAAGGCAGGGCAGGAGGGUACCUUCAAAUGUUAAAUGGUAAAGAUUGUAUGGCUCACAUGCCCCCAUAUAUACAAUAUAUACAUAUAUAUAUAUAUAUAUAUAUAUCAUGUGCACACAGUAAUCGUUAAAAGUGAGCCACCGCCAAGUGCGUGGCAGAGAGAUCCCAGUUUCAUUUCCUUCUGAACAACUUUUUUGAAAAGUGUUUUGAACGUGCGUAGAACAAUACACACAUUGAUAAUUAUGAUAUAUACAUACAUACAUAUAUAUACACCAUAUAUAA